AAAAUUAAAUUUAUUGGAAGCCAUGGAGAUUAACAAAAUGAGACAUUCAAAUGUAUUGCUUAACGAUCCAUCGGAAUUAAAUACCUCUCCGUUAUUGAACUGAAAUUCUUACAACAUUAAUUAAGGUUUUAUUGUCAUUUUUCGGUAUAUAUAGCAGCAGGUAGUGUGUAAAUAUUACAUUUGAUAAAGACACGGUAUUGUCGAAACAAUUGUAAAAAUAUAUAUUUUCGGGGGGGAAAUCGAAGAUUUAGAAAUAGAUGAAAACACAACCGUAAAAGCAACAGACAAAUUUAAAUACUUAGGGUGUAUAAUAACAAAAGAUGGAUCAACAGAAGAAGAAAUCAAAUCUAGACUAGGGCAGGGUAGAACAUGUAUAAAACAACUGAACUCCAUUAUAUGGAACAAGAAAUUAACAAAGAAAACAAAAACAACAAUAUUUAAGACAAUAGUAGAAAGUAUAAUUACAUACGGAGCAGAAACCUGGCUAUUGAACAAAAAGAACAAAUCUAAAGUAACCGCCGUCGAAAUGGAAUAUUGGAGAAGGUGUUGCUAACGAACACGCAUGGAUAGAAUACGUAACGCAGAAAUCAAGAGGCAAAUGAAUGUAGAAAAAGACUUAUUAACUACAAUAGCAGAAAAACAGCUUAAAUGGUAUGGUCAUGUCAGACGAAGUGACGAUAGACGGUGGAUAAAGAAAAUCACAGAGUGGAGCCCUAUGGGACGUAGAAAGAGAGGAAGACCCAGAAGAUCGUGGAGGGAUGAAAUAGAUGAAGCUAUGGAGGAAAGGGGGUUGGAAGACGGAGAUUGGAAUGACAAAGAUGAAUGGAGAGUCUGGUUGAGAGAGGGAAAACGGCGCGAGCUGUAACAAACCCCAUAUGUAUAUAUAUAUAUAUAUAUUUUCGUGAAAAUCUGUACUGUUAGUUUUAUUUCUUUUCUAUAUUUGACUCAAAAUUUGACGUUUCAUACACAUGCCGAUUACAUAAUGAAUAAAUUUUCUAAAAAAGGUUAAUUUUAUAUCUAGAAUAGGGAGCAAUUUGUCAAUUGACACCAAAAUCUUAUUGAAUAACAGCCUAGCUGCUUCCCAUUUGUAAUUUUGUUCGACGCUUUUGUUCAUUUUGCCUAAAUAUAAAUGAAAGCAAUUGAUGAUUGUUCAAAAUAGGGCCAUGAGGAAAAUACAUAUAUACGCCAGUUCAAAGAAUGUUGGAGUGUUCUUAAUUUCUUGUCUGUAAAACGAAAAGUAAUGUUCAAUUUCUACGUAUUUAUUUUUAAAAUUAAAUGUGUGUUCCCAAUUAUGUUUGUGAAAACGUUACCUAUUUCGGAGAUAUUCGUUCUUACAAUACAAGAAAUUGUGGUAAUUUUAUGUUGAGAGAAUGUUAUUCUAGUCGUGUAUAAAACUCUAUAUUACCUAAAGGCCUAAUCCAUUUUAACAAUUUACCGCAUGAUAUUAAAAACUGUGAUAUUCUUAACAAACUUAAAAAGACUUUUAAGACGCCAUGUAUUGUCCAAAUUCUGAUUUGUUUGCUUAGCUUUUGGUUUCCGUUUAUCUGGAAUUCUAUAUUUUAUAUUUAGAAUUUAUAUUUUGUAUUUUUCAACUUCAGUUUGAUGUUCGUGUGAAGUUUUCUUUUAAAACUUUGUCAUCAAAUCGGCAAAAUGUUCGGUCGAAAUGUGAUUGCGAAAACGCGACUGGACAAAUAUGAGGUGCAUCCAGAAUAGGUAAACGUACUUUCUCAUUAUGCCGAUACCCGCAACGGCAUCAAUAUUAAUUAGACGGAAGCGGCUGAUUAAAAUUCGAUAAGAGUACGCCGAAAUCGUCCGGUAUAAAAACAAAAAGAAAGUGAAAAUUUCGUUCCUGCUAGUUCGUCCUUCGGCAGUGAUAGUGAUAGAGACACCGGGCGCCAUACGGAAGAGUUGUUAUUUCAAGGACGCGAUGCAUCUUUUCCGCCUGAUCGGUGUUGCCUUCCUGUUUUCCCUGCUGGAAAACUGCACGGCCGACGAUGAUCUGCUGCGAUCGAACUCCAACCACCUGGACCCCCUAACAGAACACGAUGGUUCCGUGAACCAGCACGAAAAACGCACCAUUUUCGGCCCCAUCCGCAGCGGCGAUUGGGCCAAACACGUCCUAAUCACCAAGACGGGUACCAAGCAAGUCAUCGGGUACUCUCCCAUAGACUACAAGUUCUCGUCGGUGGUACGACCUUUGGCUCUAAAACCGGUCAGUUAUAGCUAUCCGAAGCCCCAAGUCUUGUUCCGUAUCAAGUCGAAACCGGUUCAAGGCGGCUGGAAACCAGUACCUAGCGCCGUCAAACCGAUUCUUCACGUAGAACCUCCCGUAAUUCAACAUCAACCGGUUCCUCACGUCGACCACGUGGAUCACGUCCACCAAGUGCCGCUAAACCACGUGCAUCUCCUUCCGUCUUAUCCGCAUCAGUUUCCUCUACACGUCGAUCAGAUUCACCAAGUCAACGUUCCCCACCAAGAUCACGUAGACGCCGUUACGCACGUCGAUCAUCUUCAUCCCCCCCAGCACUUGGUGCACGUUCCUCAAUUGAAACCUUUCGUACCUUCGCCUGUGCUGUUCGAAGUCACCAAACCAAACCUGGGGGUUCUGCCGUUGGGAGCCACGUUCCCUGCUCCCGUGUUGAGGGAAGUUCCCCACAUACACGUGUCGCAACCUCUGGCACCUCUACUUCCGAUACCGGCGCCGCCAGCGCACCAUCAAACACCUCCGCUAUUCUUCGAGUACCACGGGACUAGGAACUACCUCCCGAUCUCCAACGGGGCGCCAUUUUUGCCACAGGCCGUCCAUCCUCACCAACAUUUGCCGCAGCAGGACCACCUCGUGCCGAAUUUUAUUCAGCAGCAGUUACCGCACUUCCAGCAAGAUCUGGACAUUCCGCAGCAACAGUUGCCGCUGGAGGCGGACGAUCACCAAGCGAAUUACGAGCAGCACCAAGUGAUCCAGCCCGGCCGAACGGACGUCCAGAUACCGUUCCAUUUGCCUCAGCACGCGGCGCACCAAGAAGGGUAUCCGGAGUCGGCUAGGACUUUCGAAGGCGGCUUCAGGCCGUCUAUAAGUUUGGAACCCCCGUACCACAAGUAGUUCGAGUAGUCGUAGUCGUAGUUGUUAAUUAAUUUAUUGUUUAGGUGGUCUAGUCACGUCGACAAGUUAUCGUUUCUUGUUAAUGUUUUAGUCGAACGUAUCGAAUAAAUAUUGUUGUACCGUUACUAGUAGUUUUAAUGGUCUAAAGUAGCGCCAGCAUAGACUAUAUUGUUUUCAUCUACGAAAAAUACUAUACACUAAGACCCUUCUUCUUCUUAUAUUGGGAUUGAACUUGUCCGAUCUCUGCAAUGAUAAUAAUAAUAAAUUGCCUUUAUCGUUGUAUAUUAUAUUAAUAUACAGUAGAGAAGAGGCCAAGUCUAGCAAAAGCUACUCCACUUAACCUCUUAAAUGUUAUAAUUACAUUAGCAUUACAUUACAUUACAAUAGUAAUAUGGGACAAUAGGAAGUUAUUAAAAGUAAAAAUAAACAAAACUUCUGGAUUCCUCCUGCGUCGGUUUUUGCUGAUGUUUCGCUAAUCAUCCUGUUGGCUUCUUCAGAGCUUGACUGAAACUGCUUAUAUAUUGUUUGAAAAACGUUUAAAAACAAUACUCUAGAUUCUAAUUAUGCUACACACUUAAACACAGAGAAACACAUUUUUGACGACAAUUUUGAUAUUUUGCGUACAGCCACAAAAAAGUAGAAAAUUGAAUUUAUUGGAAGCCAUCGACAUUAACAAAAUGAGACAUUCAAAUGUAUUGCUUAACGAUCAAUUAGAUUUAAAUACCUCUCCUUUAUUGAACUUAAAUUAUCACGUUUUCGGUCGGUCAUUUUUCGGUACAUAUAGUAGCAGGUAGUUCGUAAAUAUUACAUUUGGUAAAGACAGGGUGUUGUCGAAACAAUUGUCAUGUAAAAAUAUAUAAUUUCGUGAAAAUCUGAACUUUUAGUUCUUAUUUAUUUUUUUUGGUAGUAAGUAAAUCGAAAUUGGUAAAAGAAAUUUUUGUAUUUACACAUUUAGUCUGUCACGCACGCUGCUCGAGAUAUUUGAAAAAUUCUAGACACGAUGACGUCAUUGACUGCGUAGUUCCAGAAAAAAAGCUAUUUUAUCGAAAACUACCGACCCGAUCGACGAAAUUCUUCAACCAAUAAACGCGGGAGAUCCAGGGCUAUAACCUAUACUUUCGGUUACAUACAGGGUGUGUCGACAAUGGGCAAAAAUCUCCCUAAUAUUGGCGCGAAUUCGAUUUUAGUCCGAAGCUUCUGCCGUAUGUUUCACUUUCUUUAAUCGACAAGAGACAAAAAGAGUUCCGCGAAAUGUAUCGCAGUCCGGGUGGCAUAAAAAAGGCGUUAAACAGUUAGAAAGGCGAUCGACUAACCGCGACGGGUGCAUAAAAAUCGACUUCACGAUUGGACUCGCCUUCUGAAUUCUGAAGACGGGUAAUCGGUCACGUAGUCCCAGUCUCGUAGAAAGGUAAAAUGGCAUUUUACCCGAACGAAAUCGAGUUUUUAGUAUACGAGCGCCGCAGACAAUUGGUUACCUUACCGCCUAAUUUCUUCUCGUAUAAAACCUUCACGUACCUUACUUACUGUCUACGGCAACGUAGACUUUAGACGUCAUUUAGACUUUUUAAUCGGAACCAUACGAACCGGUUAAAGUUUAACGCUCGGUUACGUUCGUCCUUGUCGCCUGGCGUUGUCCCAUAUUAGUCGGUUUUAUUGCACGCUGUUUGCGGAUUAUUCGGUCGUAUUGCUUUUGAGGCUAUGCGGAGUCCUUAGCACUUGCGAAAUCUCAAUUUUUCGCGGUUCUAAUAAAACUAUUGCGGCCCAGUUGUUUAGCAAAGAGAAAGUAAUGCACUUUGAACCGACCGGCUCCCUUAACCUCGAGCUAUCAACAGAUGCACGGCGUCUUCUUCUUUUUUUCUUUCGUCGGGCGAGUGUACCGGGGACGCCCGCCCAAUACACACGAUGAAAUUUUUAGUUUCUUAUAAAUUAUUUCGUAAUUUGUAUUAUAAAUUAAGAGUACAGGGGCAAAACGAUGAGGGUAAAAAAAACUUCAUUCUGAGUAAUUGUGAUUUUUGUUUAGGAAGACUACUCUAGAACGCGGUAAACAAAAAUAGGAUUUUGGAAUAUAAUUAUUGCUAACUUGAACUAAAAUACUUUUUGGCAGAAUAUACAAAAAAUAUAUAAAUCGUUAAUGCAAGAGUAUAAAAAAGAAACUUUCAUUCCAAUACAAGAAAAACUUAUACUUAUAUACAAAGCAAUAUUAAACUUGAUGUUGAAUAUUUCUCUACAUUUUUCAUAAGAAACUAAUUUAUCAUGACAU
Cylas formicarius (sweet potato weevil) is the source of this 5360-nucleotide messenger RNA. RefSeq lists its product as uncharacterized. The record is from RefSeq and is a predicted model, not a curated record. NCBI's taxonomy places the organism in Eukaryota, Metazoa, Arthropoda, Insecta, Coleoptera, Brentidae. The coding region runs from base 1928 to 3100 and encodes 390 amino acids. The transcript has 2 exons.